Messenger RNA from Schistosoma mattheei, 564 nucleotides. The record is from the annotation of a GenBank genome assembly. NCBI's taxonomy places the organism in Eukaryota, Metazoa, Platyhelminthes, Trematoda, Strigeidida, Schistosomatidae.
AUGACUACACUUGACAAUAUUGAUCAAGAACCAGAACAUGGAAGUGAUGAAUUAGUUUUGUCAGAAAAUAAAGAAAACAAGACUAGUGAUAAUCAUGAUAAUAAUGAAACAGAUCAAUCCAUAGGACAUAUGCGUGAUGAAGCCUUAAGGCGUAAAGAGCGUCUAAAGCAAUUACGUAUGAAAAAUGCAUCACAUAAAAGUAUUAUACACUUAAACAAUAGCGAUAAUGGAGAAUUACCCAAACCGAUAUUUCGAAAUUACAAACCACAGUCAGAAGAAUUAAAAGAUGGUGAAUUGCCUGCUGGUAAACCGGUAGAUCUGAACAAGCACAUCAUUGCACAACUGGAAGCUGCCGAUGCACCAGUUAUUGUUGAUGAAGUUAAUUUGGCAAGUCUUGCACCUCGUAAACCUGAUUGGGAUUUAAAAAGGGGUGUUGAGAAGAAAUUGCGUAAAUUAGAACGUCGAACUCAACGUGCUAUCGCUGAAUUAAUCCGUGAACGUCUUCUUGAAACAAGUGUCGACUACAAUGAGACAUAUGCAAACCAUCCGAAAUCAAUUGGAUAA